Messenger RNA from Papaver somniferum (opium poppy), 2106 nucleotides. RefSeq names its product zinc finger BED domain-containing protein RICESLEEPER 2-like. Bases 1 to 2106 code for a protein of 701 amino acids. The transcript has a single exon. The record is from RefSeq and is a predicted model, not a curated record. Gene Ontology annotation, molecular function: DNA binding; protein dimerization activity. NCBI's taxonomy places the organism in Eukaryota, Viridiplantae, Streptophyta, Magnoliopsida, Ranunculales, Papaveraceae.
AUGGAUGAAUCAGCAGUUUCAACCCCCUCUAGUUCAAAUGCAUCAUUAUCAAAUAAGAGAAGGAAAUCAAUAGUAUGGAGUCAUUUUACAAUUCAGCAAGUAGAAUUAAACGGUGCUAAAAUCAACAAAGCCAUUUGCAAUUACUGUAAAAAGCAUUAUUCAUGUAGUUCAGGUGGUGGUACUGGUCAUUUGAAUAGGCAUUGGAAAAAAUGUUCACCUAGACAUCAUGGUAUUAUGAACCCUAAUGAUCCUAACAUUCAUUAUUCUCCAACCCCUUUGACCAUUGAGGGUUCAGUUAUUAGGCCUAUCCCUGUCCAGUUACCAACCCCAGCUAAAAGUACCCCAGGGCCAAGUAGGUUAGUGUCUCAUGACGCUAUACAGCCUCGUAUCGAUGCCGGUCCUGUGGAUCCGGGGUUUAUGUAUGAUCAAGGUAGAAUGAGAGAGGGUUUAGCUGUUUAUGUGUCUGCAGCUGAACAGCCUUUUACUUUCGGCCAAGACCGCAGGUUCGAGUAUUUUAUGAGAAAUUAUUGUCAGCCAGGGUUUAGUAAAGUGCCGAAAGGGGUUGUUAAAAAUGAUGCAUUGGAGAUUUUUAAAAUGCAGAAGCGGGGUUUGAUUUCUGAGUUUGCUAAUCAUAAUGGUGUUAUUUCAUUUACUUCUGAUAUGUGGACUAGCAGUAAUUACAAAUUGGGUUAUCUUUCGCUUACUGCGCAUUACAUUAGUUCUGAUACUUGGUUUUUGAAUAAGAAGAUUAUUGGUUUUCGUAUGCUGGAGUAUCCUCAUUCUGAUCAGCACAUGUAUCAGAGUAUACUGAAUAUCCUGAAUGAGUAUGGGAUUGUUGAUAAAUGUUUCAGUAUUACUUUCGAUAACUACAGUGCUAAUAGCAGUGCAACUGAUUUCUUUAAGCAUAAUUUUCAUCCCCCAUACGAAGGCUUGUUGUUUCAUAUUAGAUGUUUGUGUCAUACUAUCAAUUUGAUUGUGCAAGAUGGUAUUAAGCUAAUUGAUGAAGAUCCUGAAAAGAAUUAUAUUGAAAAAAUUAGAGACUCGUUGAUUUUUAUAAUAUCGUCACCUUCUAGAUUACAAGAGUUUGAUGAACUUUGCAAAAUGAAUGAUUUGAAGCCUAGGCGUUUCAAAAUGGAUACUCCGACCCGCUGGAAUUCGACUUAUCUGAUGUUGAAGUCUUGUCAGGGUUAUGAGCUAUUGAUUAAGGAAUUUAAUUCCAAGUAUAACCAUGUGUUUUUAGUAGACAGGGAUUUCGAAUGUGCUUUCACUUUUAUGCAAUUGUUAGAAGUUUUCUAUGAUGCUAUCAAGAUAUUAGCCGAUGUUUAUUAUCCUACUUCAUCGAUUGCUUUGAAUCAAUUGUAUAACAUCUCUAACGCUUUUGUUGAGUGUAGAAGGUAUUCGACUUAUGCAACCAUUUUCGCCAAAAUGGAACAAAGGUUUAAAACAUAUUGUGAACAUAUUCCACCUAUUUUCCUCUUGUCUUCUGUUAUGGAUCCUAGGAAAAAGUUACUUGGUACAGAAGCACUAAUCGAAGGGAUUUCAGAGAAGUUGAACAUUCAUUUGCAUAACACUUCUGAUAGCAUUAAGAGCAUGUUAAGUACUUUGUAUAAUUCAUAUGAACAAAGUCAUGGCAACCCAUCGCACGGAUCAGCUAUGGCGGCAUCACCACACACUAUAAGAAAGAAUGAUGCAUCUUGGAAUUUGAUUGCUAGUAAAGGUAAACAGAAAAGCACAAGUUCUUCUGCCUUGGCGCAUACUGACCUGUACAAGUAUCUGGAUACUGAGUUUACUGAUUUCAUUACUGAUCAAGAAGAUGAAGCGAAUUUCGAUCUUUUGUCAUGGUGGAGAAAGUAUUGUGGGAAUUUUCCGAUUCUAUCUAUCAUGGCGCGGGAUCUGUUAACGCCUCCAGUUUCUACAGUUGCUUCAGGUGUUGCUUUCAGUGCAAGUGGCAGUGUUUUGGAUGAGAAGAAGACGAAGUUAAGUGCUGAAAUGUUAGAUGCACAGGUUUGCUUGAAAGAUUGGGACGACGCAAAGUUCAGAGAUCAGAAUUUCAUGGAUGAAGAAUCUUCCGACUCUGAUGCAGUUGGUGCACCACCAGGAUACUAA